This is a messenger RNA of Aspergillus bombycis, 1908 nucleotides long. Its product is annotated as putative FAD monooxygenase. The coding region runs from base 1 to 1908 and encodes 635 amino acids. The record is from RefSeq and is a predicted model, not a curated record. Lineage: Eukaryota; Fungi; Ascomycota; Eurotiomycetes; Eurotiales; Aspergillaceae. Gene Ontology annotation, molecular function: FAD binding. The transcript is spliced from 3 exons.
AUGGCUCAAACCCAAGAGAAGUACGAUAUUGUCAUCGUGGGCGCAGGCCCUGUUGGCAUUCUUUUGUCCCUGUGUAUGUCACGAUGGGGUUAUAAGGUUAAGCACAUCGACAACCGCCCAGUCCCCACUGCCACAGGUCGCGCCGAUGGUAUCCAGCCUCGUUCCACUGAAAUUCUCCGUAACCUCGGCCUGAAGCGCCAAAUCAUGGCCUACAAGCCCGCCAAGGUUUACGAUGUCGCAUUCUGGGAUCCUCUCUCCGGGGAGCAAGGUAUUCAUCGCACUGGCAGCUGGCCUAGUUGCCCACGUUUCAUCGACACCAGAUAUCCUUUCACAACCCUUGUUCACCAGGGAAAGAUCGAGCGUGUAUUUUUGGACGAGAUUGAAAAGGCUGGUACUACGGUUGAGAGACCCUGGACUAUUACCGGAUUCAAGAAUGAUGGCUUGGACGAGACCUACCCCGUCGAAGUGCAGCUAAAGUGCCUUGACACCAACGUCAUCGAGACCGUCCGCUCUAAGUAUCUUUUCAGCGGUGAAGGAGCCCGGAGUUUUGUCAGACAGCAGCUUGGUAUCCAGAUCCAUCACAAGGAUCCUAUCUCCUAUGUGUGGGGUGUUAUGGACGGUGUUGUGAGGACAAAUUUCCCUGAUAUCGAGACCAAGUGCACAAUCCACUCUGAUGCUGGUUCGAUCAUGGUGAUUCCCCGUGAGGACAAUAUGGUCCGUUUGUAUGUCCAGAUCGCUUCAUCUUCGGAUCCCGACUUCAACCCAAGAAAAACGGCGACUGCAGAGGAAGUUCAAGAAACCGCGAAGAAGAUUCUGAAGCCAUACUGGGUUGAAUGGGAUCGCGUAGAGUGGUACUCUGUCUACCCAAUUGGGCAGGGUAUCGCCGAGAAGUAUACUCUGGACGAGCGAGUCUUCAUGGGCGGAGAUGCCUGCCACACUCACACCCAAGCCGGCCAAGGUAUGAACACUGCAUUCCACGACGCUUUGAACAUGGCCUGGAAGAUCCAUGCUGUCGAAUCUGGACUCGCCGAUCGCUCUACUUUGAGCACAUACGAGACUGAGCGCAAAGACAUUGCAGAGACUUUGUUAAAUUUUGAUGCGAAAUACGCCGCCCUGUUCUCCAAGCGCCGUCCCACUGCUGGAGAGGUUGGCUCCGCUAGCCAUGCGACUGUUGCGUCUGGCGGCGAGGAGGAGGAUGAGUUUGUUAAGACCUUCAAAUCAUCAUGCGAAUUUACCAGCGGUUAUGGUGUUGCCUACAAGCCGAACGUCUUCAACUGGGAUGCUAGCCACCCAGCCAAGUCGUCUCUGUUCGACGUUCCUGGUGUGAGACUGACCCCAGGACGUGCUUUCACGCCCUCGACAGUUACACGACUGGCAGAUGCCAACUUCGUGCAUUUGGAGCAAGAGGUGCCAGCUAAUGGUGCAUUCCGUAUCUUUAUCUUCGCAGGUAAACAGGAGAAGACAAAGAAGGCCAUCGCAGAUCUUGCGGCAAACUUAGAGAAGGAGCGCUCGUUCCUGUCGGUCUACCGCAGAUCCGAUAUUGCUGAUGUUUCAUUCUUUGAGCGUCACCAGCCCCACUCCAAGCUCUUCACCCUCUGUCUGGUAUACGCUGCGCAGAAGAACCAGGUCGAUAUGGAGGCUGUGCCCCAGAUUCUCCGCGAUUAUCACCACCACAUCUACGCGGACGACAUUCCCGACGUGAGAGUCCCUAAUGCCAAGUUCGCCGCACACGAGAAACUUGGCUUUGACCCUGAGAUGGGAGGUGUAGUUGUGUGCCGCCCAGAUAGCCAUGUUGCCUGUACCGUGCAGUUGGUGGAAGGCAGCGGCACCGCGGAUGCCCUGAACGCCUACUUUAACGCUUUCUCGGCCAAGCCGUUGGGACAGGACCAACAGCAAAGUCGUCUUUGA